AUGACCGCUGAAGAUACCGUUCACGAGGUCCACGACGUCGCCCCUCGCCUGAAGGGUACUGAUGGCCGCCCCAAGCCCCAUGUCGGCCCCGGCUUGGACGAUUAUAAGGCGGUCCAUUCCAAGACUGUCGGUGAUGGCUCGGAUGAAUGGUGGGCAAAGACCGCGAAAGAAACCCUCUACUGGCAUCGUCAAUUUGAGACCGUUCGCGCCGGUUCUUUCGAAAAUGGUGACAUUGCAUGGUUCCCCGAAGGCGGACUCAAUGCCUCCUACAACUGCCUUGACCGUUGGGCAUUUAAGAACCCAGACAAGCCUGCAAUCAUCUACGAAGCCGAUGAGCCCGGUGAGGGUGUCAUCGUGACCUAUGCCGAACUCCUCCGUGAGACAUGCAGGAUUGCCAACGUGCUCAAGGAAUUCGGUGUUCGCAAGGGCGAUACUGUCAGCAUUUACCUUCCUAUGACUUGGCACGCUGCCGCUGCCUUCCUCGCUUGUGCUCGUAUCGGCGCGAUCCACAGCGUCAUCUUCGCUGGUUUCAGUGCUGAGUCGCUCCGUGAUCGCGUCGUGGACUGCGGAUCGCGUGUAGUGAUCACCACCGAUGAAGGUCGCCGUGGUGGAAAGACCAUCGCGACCAAGGCAAUCGUCGAUGCUGCCCUCAAAGGUGUCCCGAGUGUCGAGCACGUCUUGGUACUCAAGCGCACCGGCGGCGAGGUGAACAUGGUCGAAGGACGCGACAAGUGGUGGCAUGAGGAGGCUGCAAAGGUUCCUGCUUUCUGCCCUCCCGAGAUCGUGAGCUCUGAAGAUCCCCUCUUCAUCCUCUACACUUCGGGUUCGACUGGUCGCCCCAAGGGUGUCGUCAUACCACUGGCGGUUCGCCUGCAUGGCCGACAUCGGUUGGAUCACUGGGCACACCUACAUCAUCUAUGGUCCUCUCUCAAUGGUGUCACUACAACCGUAUUCGAGAGCACUCCUGUCUACCCCACCCCCUCGCGCUACUGGGAUGUCGUCCAACGCCACAAGAUCACCCAAUUCUACACUUCUCCUACUGCCAUCCGUCUCCUCCGUCGCUUGGGCGAACACCAUUUCGAGGGUUAUGAUCUCAGCACACUGAGGGUCCUUGGAUCCGUCGGUGAGCCCAUCAAUCCCGAGGCAUGGCACUGGUACAACGAAAACGUCGGUAAGAAGCAGUGCGCGAUUGUCGAUACCUUCUGGCAAACCGAAACCGGCUCGAUCGUAGUUACCCCGCUCCCGGGAGCCGUUCCGACCAAGCCUGGAUCCGCAACCGUUCCAUUCUGGGGUGUCGAUCCUGUGAUUUUGGACCCGGUAUCCGGCAAGGAACUCGAGGGCAACAAUGUUGAGGGUGUGUUGUGCAUCCGCAAGCCUUGGCCAUCGAUUGCCCGUUCGGUGUACAAGGACCAUGGGCGGUACUUGGAUACGUAUCUCAAGCCGUACCCCGGAUUCUACUUCACCGGCGACGGCGCCGCUCGCGACCAAGACGGCUACAUCUGGAUCAAGGGCGUGUCGAUGGUGCAUGUCAUCAACGUAUCUGGUCAUCGUCUCUCGACUGCUGAAAUCGAGUCUGCGCUCAUUAUGCACGCCGGUGUGGCCGAGACUGCUGUUAUCGGAACUGCGGACGAGUUGACUGGUCAAGCCGUCCACUCGUUUGUUACGCUCAAGCCUGAAUUCGAGUACGAUCCCUCGCAGAGCGGAGCGCUCAUCAAGGAACUCACUCUUCAAGUCCGCAAAGUCAUCGGUCCUUUCGCUGCCCCCAAGCAGAUUUACAUUGUCAAUGACCUCCCUAAGACUCGCUCCGGAAAGAUUAUGCGCCGUGUAAUGCGCAAGAUUGUCGCAGGCGAGGCCGACCAGCUCGGUGACCUCAGCACCCUCGCCGAUCCUUCCGUUGUAGACCAGAUCAAGGAGCAGGUUGAAAAGGCUCCGAAAAAGUAG
Molecule: messenger RNA, 1941 nt
Organism: Rhizoctonia solani
Lineage: Eukaryota; Fungi; Basidiomycota; Agaricomycetes; Cantharellales; Ceratobasidiaceae
Product: AMP binding enzyme
Exons: 10
Coding region: 1-1941 (646 amino acids)
Biological process (GO): acetyl-CoA biosynthetic process
Cellular component (GO): cytosol
Molecular function (GO): acetyl-CoA synthetase activity
Source: RefSeq, a predicted model, not a curated record